CAGAGCCACACACUUCUUUGAUGUGAGGAUGAGCGCUGCUAGGGUUUGCGUUCCAGGUACCGGCGGAUGCAGCGGCACUGCCAACAUCGCCAGGGGAGGCCGCGGAUCAGCGCUGCUGCUGGGCGACGCCUCUCUUCGGUUCAGGUGGGAGGCUUGGCGCCAGGAUUUGAGGGUAGGCCACGGGCGCUCCAUCACAGCUGUGGUAGAAUGCGUCGCCUCCGAUGCGUCGAGCGUCGAGGUGAAGGAUUCCGGAAAUGUGGACGUGGAGGAGGCUAAGGAAGAUCCGGCAGACGAUGCGGAGGCUAAGGAUUCGCUCGACAGUGCUGCCGAGAGCGAUGAAGAGAAGGAUUCGUCCGAGAAAGAAGGGAAGGGGUCUUCUACUUACUGGCAGAACUUUCAAGCCAUUCGUGCUCGGAGGCUGCAAGACUGGAAAAGAGCUGAGAGCUUCCAAAAGAAAGGAGGGAUUUUCCAAGCUAAGAUAGAGUCCUUCAAUCAAGGUGGCGUGGUGCUUCGUUUCUACAGUUUACGUGGUUUCUUGCCUUACUCUCAGCUGAGUUUAGCUCGGCUACCCCGAGACACGUCCAAGACUGUUAUGGAUGUGGGGAAAGAACUUAUCGGAAAGUCUGUCCCUGUCUUGGUCAUUGAAGCUGACAGAAAAAAGAGAAAGUUGGUGUUUUCCGAGAGGAAAGCUCUCUGGUCGCAGUUUGGCUCGAAGAUUCAGAUAGGAAACGUACUGGAUGGCCAAGUUACCGGCAUAGUUGAUUAUGGAGCCUUUGUGGACAUUCGCUACGCAGAUGGAACAUACCCUGCGGUGGGCUUGGUUCAUGUGAAGGAAAUCUCCUGGGAUACUGUAACUAAUCCGCGAGACGUACUAUCAGUCGGCCAAGACGUGAAAGUAAAAGUGACCGGGAUUGACGAAGAAAGCAUGAGGUUAGCGUUGUCUAUAAGGCAACUGGAACCUGACCCACUCAUGGAGACUCUGGAUACAUUGAUGCCAAAGGAUUCUUCAACGGAACCUGGCUCAAGCGACUCAGACGAGCAGCUGUUAAACUCACCUCUACCUGGGAUUGACAAGAUCUGUGAGGAGCUGGAGAAGGAAAGCGGAGUAACUGCAGUGACUCUGGGUAGGCAAAAGCUCGAGAAGCACGUCGUGUCGCAAGAUUUGGAACUCUGGCUUUCACAGGGUCCGGUUGAAGACGGGCAUAUCACCCUCUUAGCACGCGCAGGCCGACAGGUUCAAGAAGUUCACGUAACAACAUCACUGGGAAGAGAUGAAAUGAAAGUUGCCGUGAAACGAGUCACGCAAAAGAUCCCGUGAGUUGUACAAAACGCUUGUACAUGAAGCUUUCCGGUUUGAGCUCA
Molecule: messenger RNA, 1362 nt
Organism: Selaginella moellendorffii
Lineage: Eukaryota; Viridiplantae; Streptophyta; Lycopodiopsida; Selaginellales; Selaginellaceae
Product: 30S ribosomal protein S1 homolog
Exons: 10
Coding region: 29-1318 (429 amino acids)
Molecular function (GO): nucleic acid binding
Source: RefSeq, a predicted model, not a curated record